AUGCUGGUCGUUGGCGGUGGCAGCGGCGGUGGUUGCCAUCGACGUCGUCGUUGUGGCGGUGGCAAGGUUAGUGUAGGUGGUCGGAUGGGUAUUGGAAGCAACAUUGGUGAGGGAGGGUGCCGAUGUGGUCGACAUGAAUGUUGGAGCUGGCGCGGUGAUUGAUAUUGCAAUUCCGAUCGUCGGGCAGUUGAUGCAUAUGGUCCGAAGAUGAUUGACGAGGCGGAUGCGUGCGCGAAGUGUCUGUUUACAGAGCGGGCACGUUGAAUGUGGUUGAGUGGCGACGUGGCGAAUCGGAUGUGCCUGCCAAUUGCAAGCAGAACUUUUGGCUUUGGCGGCGGUGAUCCGGUCUCCUUCGUAGAUGUCUGCGUCAGUCAUCAUUUCCUUUCCCCAGACCCGUCUGUUCCAGACUACUACCUACCACGUCCUUGCAUUGCCAUACAAUCGUUUAUGAGAAUUCUUCACUGUCUCCUUGUAUCGUCGCUUUUGGCCUUCAGGUAGACAAGCACCGGUGGCCUGACCGCCAUAGAAGAGUAGAUUUGGCAGACGUGUGUCAUUCAUCGACACGAGAUGGCCGUACCAACAUAGAUGCAGUUGCGUCAACAUGACGUUAAUGCUCCUACUUAAUGUCCGAACUAGGACUUCCGUUUCCGGAAUCCUGUCUUGCCAUCUCAACCUUUGUAUUCUGCGAAGGCAGCUGAGAUGGAAGUGGUUGAGCUUCCUGACAUGACUUGAUAAGACAUUCAUCUAGGUCUUUGCUCAUUAUAGGACGACCGGCUUGUACAUCUUCAGAUUGGUGUUCAGUUGAAGGUCAUGACAAUUUCACACGGAGUUCUGCAGCCGGCCAAACAUUUGCAUGGUACGGGUGAUAUCGGGGAGGGAGUUUGGGAGGUUAGGAGAUCUAAUUUGACGUUGGUUUGCAUUUGCGGGAUCCGAUAGUUUGUGGCGCCGUUCCAGAAGCAGCUGUGGCCACUCCAGCCAUGUUUGGAGGAUCCGUGUUUCUCACCGAGAGUAGCGAUGUCCACAAUGUUGCGUGCCAGUUCCUAAGCGAACAGCACCGUCCUCCGUUCUGGUUGAUUCCUCCGCGGCUGCCUUAAGGAGGACAAACAUUACGGGUUGUGUUGCCAGUGUGGAUGAACCUCCUUUAGGGGUGGCAGUUAAAACCUACUUCUACUUUGGGAAAACCUGGUCCAUCGUGCGCGGACAAGGUGAGUGUGUGUGUGUGUGUGCCCUCCAAACGGGCCAAGCGUUAGAUGCGCUGGACCAACAAGUGGGCCACAUCGGAUUCUGGCAGGCGCUAUCUGUGCGCAAUAGUAAUUGCCAACGCAUAGGGGGUGCGCUGGCAGUCCUCGUUGUCGAAAUUCGUCACACAACUGGGACCAAUGCCAUGCCCUCCAUUGCUGUGGCGGUCAAAAUCGUGGUCAUUUGUGUGUGGACCAGGGGACGCGGACUGGAGCGCCAAAGUGAGGAUCCGUCCGAGUCAUCCACCUGCGGCCUCCCUCGUCUCCGGUCCUCUCCACUCUGUCUUGACACCGGGCUCAGCGAGGGAGGAGGAGAGAGUGUAGGUAGAUUCAGCGCAAGUCUACUGACACUAUAAACCCCUUUGAAAGUUACCCUCCCUGCUCCCACCACUUCUGUGGGGCACACGGUGGACAUCGUCGAAAUCGACGGAAGAACUAUCGUGUGUGUGUGUGUUGUGCCCUCCAAACGGGCCACGUGUUAGAUGCGCUGGAUCAACAAGUGGGCCAAAUCGGAUUCUGGCAGGCGCUAUCUGUGCGCAAUAACAAAUGCCAACAUCUGCGGGGUGCGCUGGCGUACCCUGUUGUCGGCAUUCGUCGCACAACUGGACCACUGCCAUCACUACAUUGUUUUGUGGUCAAAUUCCUGGUCAUUUGUUUGUGGACCAGGGGGUGCGGAGUGGAGCGCCAAGGUGAGGAUCCGUCCGAGCCAUCCACCUGCGGCCUCCACCGUCUCCGGUCUUCUUGACUCUGUCUUGACACCGGGCUCAGGCGAGGGAGGGGGAGAGAGUGUAGGUAGAUGCAGCGCAAGUCUACUGGCACUAUAAACCCCUGCGCAAUUCACCGUCCCUGCUCCUACUUCUACUGUGGGGCACACGGCGGACAUCGUCGAAAUCGACGGUCGAACUGUCGUCGUGUGUGUGUGUGUUUGUGUUUGUGUGUGUGUGUUUAUGCUUGUGUGUGUGUGUGUGGGGUGUAGGGGUGUCAGCGGUGGGUUUACGUGAUGUUCGUAGUGGUCGCUCACUUGCUUGCAGGUGAGACUACGCCUAGCCUCCACUUGCUGGCAUCCAACCCUCACCUGUGGCUCCACGUAGCUGGGCUCUGCUCAGCGGCCACACCCCGGGCAUCCGCCUCGACCGGCGGGCUAAACCAGGUGAGGGCGGUUACUAACGGCUCGCGUUGUGCCACGUGCACCAGGUACUGCGGACUCCGUUGGACGGUUGGUCGGAUGGAACACCGUGUCGGCGCCGUCGAGAAGAGGUUUCGUCUAUGCUGUUGGUCAACUGGUUGGUGGAACAUCGCAUCGGCAUCAUCGAAACGAGGCUCCGCCUGAUACGCCGUUGGCCACCCGGUGGGAUGGAUCUUCGAAUCGGCAUCGCUGACACGCGCCCAUCUGGUGCACCGUAGGAAACCGCAGGCUUAAGGCAUUGUCGUAAGCCAUUGGCAAAUUUGAUUCGUUCUUCCACUGCUAAACAAAGUCGUGGCUCACCGUGGAGUUCGGCCGCGCCGGCACAUCAAGAAGCCCUAUUCAGGGACCGGGCACUGAUUCUCUUCGGAGGGUGCCUGGAAAAGCUGGUCUAAAAAUUUCUGGGGAACCACGUCGUCUGCAGGCGCACCGUGGUCGCAGACGCAAAUCUCACGGUCGAAACAAUCAAAAUCGAAUCAACAACAACAACAACAAUGACAACAACAACAACAAUACUCAUUCUCCUCAUCCUACCUAUUCUUCCUCUUCCUCUGCCUAUUAUUCUCCUUCGUCACCUUCUUCUCCACCUCCUUCCCGUCACCCUACUCGUUGUCACUAGACUGGCAGGGUGAGUCCACUCACUCUGGCAGCCUGGAAUGUCCGUUCCCUUUUAGACAAUCCGAGGAGCAACCGACCGGAACGGAGGACGGCGCUAGUGGCUCGGGAACUGGCACGCUACAAGGUGGACAUCGCCGCACUCAGCGAGACUCGAUUCCCCGAAAAAGUCCAACUGGAGGAGGUAGGUGUCGGUUACACCUUCUUCGGGAGCGGUCGCCCCAGGGCAGAGCGACGAGACGCGGGUGUCGCCUUCGCCAUCCGGAACGACAUCGUGGGACGACUACCCUGUUUGCCGCAGGGCAUCAACGAUCGCCUGAUGAGCCUCCGUCUCCAUCUCCGGGGUAGGGGCGAAUUUGCCACCAUCAUCAGCGCCUACGCUCCGCCGAUGACCAGCCCCGACGCCGUCAGAGACAAAUUUUACGAGGACCUGCACGCCCUCUUGGCGACUGUGCCGAAGGCGGACAAGUUGAUUGUCCUUGGUGACUUCAACGCCCGCGUCGGCACAGACCAUACUGCCUGGAAAGGAGUGCUGGGUCCCCACGGUCUCCGCGGCUCAAACGACAACGGCCUGCUCCUUCUCCGCACCUGCGCAGAACACCGCCUCAUCCUGACACACACGUUCUUCUGUCUGCCGGAGCGAGAGAAGGCCACCUGGAGGCAUCCCCGGUCGCGCCAGUGGCACCUGCGGGACUACGUCCUCGUCCGGAGGCGAGAUCAGCUGGACGUGCUGGUGACAAAGGCGAUCGCGGAUGCUGACGGGUGGACCGACCAUCGCCUCGUCGCCUCGAAGAUGCGUAUUCGCCUACAGCCUCGCAGUAGACCACAAGGUAAACGACCCCAGGUAAGCUGAAUAUUACCUUUUUGUCUUUGCCCGCACACCAUCUCCAUUUCAGCAAUGAGCUAGCCCAACGGCUAGACAACCUUCCCAUCGCUGCCGCUGACGACGCCGCCGAUGCCGAGAACGCCUCCGUGGAGAACCGCUGGUGUCAACUGCGAGACACGGUCCAGUCGACGGCGCUCGCCGUCCUCGGUCGCGCUCCCCGCCAACACCAGGACUGGUUCGACGACAACGACGCCGCCAUCAGAAAUCUGCUAGCUGAGAAGAACCGCCUACACAAAGCCUACGUAGAUCACCCCACUGAUGCCACCAAAGCUGCCUUCUACCGCAGUCGCCGCCAGCUUCAGCAACGACUGCGCGAGAUGCAGGACGCCUGGACUGCUCGCAAAGCUGAGGAGAUCCAAGGGUACGCGGACCGCAACGAAUGGGAGAACUUCUUCUCCGCUAUAAAAGCUGUCUACUGA
This is a messenger RNA of Spirometra erinaceieuropaei, 4341 nucleotides long. The record is from the annotation of a GenBank genome assembly. NCBI's taxonomy places the organism in Eukaryota, Metazoa, Platyhelminthes, Cestoda, Diphyllobothriidea, Diphyllobothriidae.